GAUCUCGAUAUCUCGAGAAGCACAUUAUUCUUUACGGUAUUGAUAAUUUCCAUUUUAGGAAAUCUUGUUAUUAGCUAGUAUGCUUUCCAAAACACCAAAACCGAUAUUUUCGAUCUCUAGGGGCAUCAGGACUUUGAUAAUUUCCGAGAUUGCAUUUGUUACCGGAACAAUUAUAGGCUGGUGUUGCAUGGAUAGAUCUCAAAAUUGCAGAUAUUUUUUUUAUCGAAAGCUACCGUCCCUGCUAGAGCUGUAUUAUACCGUCAGUGAACAAGGGCCUGGAAAUAGUAACGUAAGAUUGUAUGAUUUGCAAACUUGGGAAACACGAAAUGAACAGUAGAUCUUCAUGGAGUUCGUGAGAUAUUUAGUGUUUUUAAGAGGAAGUAAUGGUUCUAAACAUUGUUUUCUACACAUUCAUUCUUUUAAAAGAAAAGACGUGCUAAAGUCUUUGUAUAGGACAUCUUCAAAUAUAAACAAACAAAAAAAUCAUUUGAGUAUAUUAAAACAAAACACUUCAGAAAAUCAAUCUAUGUUAGUGACAAAUAGCAAGUAUAUCAAGUUAAAUUCUGUCCAGAAUAUAACCUUUGUUGAAAAAUAGCAUUUAAACAGCAAUAUGGACUCUGCCACUCUCAUAGAAGGAAGUUUAUCGGAACGCAUUACCAAAAGGGAUCGUGAAAGGAAAAAUAUCAUCGAGAGACGGAAAGAAGAACGACAAUCGUUGGCUGUUGAAGCUGAACAAAGUAGUUAUUUUAAAGACACUUUCUAUUCAACGUGCAAGAAGAUCAAAGAAAUGUUAGACGAUGCACCUAGUGCUCCCACAUCGACUCUUCCUGGAAUAUUUGAUAAAACAAACAAGGAAAUUCAAACACUUAAGACUUAUUUGUCGCAAUCAAAAAUGUUUUUAAAAGUUUACGAUAUUAGAAGAGCACAGGAACAUUUACAAUUAUUAGAAAAUGAAGCUUCCGAUCUGGAACUAAAGUUACUACCCAAGAAGAAAUUUGGUUUUAAAAAUCGAAGGGUUGUAAAAAAGACCUCGGACAAGACACACGAUAUGACGGAUGGUUUGAAAGAUUUGAAAAUAUCAGAAGGAAUUGUGAAUGGUUCUACAAAACAAAAUCACAAACUAUCAAGUAAAUAUGGAGACAGUGCGUGUAUGAUAUUAGGGAAAGUUGACGAACAGCUAAUUUUGGAUGCUGAAAAUGUGAAUAAAAAUGAUAUUCUACUUUCUGAUCUAAUUCGUUGUACAGUGCGAAUUUAUGGCACACCUAGUACAUUGCACAUGAUAAACUUAAAGCAGUGUACUGUAUUGGUUGGGCCGGUAACAUCAUCUGUAUUUAUCCAUGAUUGUAGCGAAUGUGUAUUUGCUUUUGCUUGUCAACAGCUUCGAUUACACUCUUCGACAGAUUGUACUAUUUAUUUACACGUUACUAGUAGGUCAAUCAUAGAAGAUUGUACAAAGAUACGCGUAGCGCCUUAUAAUUGGUCUUAUGAAGAUCAAGCAAAUCAUUUCAAUCUAGCUGGUCUCGAUCCAAAAAUAAACAAUUGGAAUUGUAUCGAUGAUUUCAAUUGGUUAUCCAAUGAAAAACAUUCUCCAAACUGGUGCAUUCUCGAGCCGGAAUCACGUGUAAAAAAUUGGGAUUAAUAGGUAUAACAAAAAUAAACUAUGAAAUGUGAAAUUCGAUUUUUAAAAUACCAUUUUUUUUAAAGUUAAAUACUUAUUUUGUUAUGUAAAUUAUUUAUGUCUAUACUUCGCUUUU
Colletes gigas is the source of this 1754-nucleotide messenger RNA. It is a transcript of the gene TBCC, whose product is annotated as tubulin-specific chaperone C. Gene Ontology annotation, molecular function: tubulin binding. Lineage: Eukaryota; Metazoa; Arthropoda; Insecta; Hymenoptera; Colletidae. Gene Ontology annotation, cellular component: cytoplasm. Bases 611 to 1639 code for a protein of 342 amino acids. Gene Ontology annotation, biological process: post-chaperonin tubulin folding pathway; tubulin complex assembly. The record is from RefSeq and is a predicted model, not a curated record. The transcript has 3 exons.